AUGUCCAUCGGACAAAACAGACUGAAUACUAAUGUUGGAAAGACUAAAUCAGAACGUAAGAGUAGAACAAAGUUUGAUCCUGCGGAGCAAAGGUACAAACACGUUUCGUGUGAAAAAAACAGGCGUUCAUCAAUUCGUUGCUCAUACGAUAAGUUAGUUGAUCUUGUUCCUGGGCUCACAGACAAAGAACGUCGUUCAGAAUGGAAGAUUUAUGUUAAAAGUAUGUAUAUAUUGAGACUUUUCACCACGCGGGUAAUUAUAACCAAAGGCUAUUUACUAACUUAG
This is a messenger RNA of Kluyveromyces marxianus DMKU3-1042, 285 nucleotides long. It is a transcript of the gene INO4, whose product is annotated as Ino4p. The transcript has a single exon. Bases 1 to 285 code for a protein of 94 amino acids. NCBI's taxonomy places the organism in Eukaryota, Fungi, Ascomycota, Saccharomycetes, Saccharomycetales, Saccharomycetaceae. The record is from RefSeq and is a predicted model, not a curated record. Gene Ontology annotation, molecular function: protein dimerization activity.